Molecule: messenger RNA, 2872 nt
Organism: Lactuca saligna
Lineage: Eukaryota; Viridiplantae; Streptophyta; Magnoliopsida; Asterales; Asteraceae
Source: the annotation of a GenBank genome assembly
CACAUCAGUGUUUGAAUGGUCAAUGCUGAACUGUUUUUUCUUUACAAGUUUAAAAUAUGUGAAAUAAUAUAAUCCAAAAGAUGAACUUUUUCGUUGAUUUUGAUGAAGAAAUGCCAAAUACCAUGAAAGUCGUGGUGAAUUUUGAGACGAUUGAUAGGCCCAAACUGAGGCCUGAUCUGAUUCGCUUGUCGUGGACUCAGUUGAAAUUAAGCAUAUAUCACGAACUACAAGGGAAAAGAACAGUGAGGAGUGAUCAGAUUUGAAGAAAUAUUGUUUAACGAUUCAAAUGCCUAGAGAUUUACUGGCCAAAUGAUGUCUCCAUCCAUGAAAGACUAACUUUAGCACCCCUUGAAGAAUUUUGUAGAAAGGAGUUCAUGUAGGACACUUGAUUAAUGUUAAGAAGUGGGGCAAAAUGAUCUUAUGCUCUGAAUUGCCAAGGAUAUGGAGGAAACACAAACAGACACUGUUCAAAACGAAUCAAGGAAUAAAUCUGUUUCUUCUUCUUCAGAUGGGGCUCUUAAAUUUAAAAGAAUGCACAGUGAUCGCCACCUGGCGGAUUCAGGAGGAGCACAAAGAGUGUCACAAGCCCUUUGGUCAACUGGAAAUCUUUAUGAGCCAAUUCCUAGUGGAUUCUAUUCUAUUUUACCUGAAAAAAGACUCAAAGAGAAAUAUGACAUGAUCCCUUCUCUUGAAGAGCUUCAUGUGUUAGAAUCAGAGGGGUUUAGGCUCAAUGUUAUUGUUGUUGAUAUGCAUAAAGAUAAAAAGGUGUCAAUGUUACAGCAGCUGGCUUUGACUUUGGCAAAAGGGUUGACUUCUAAUCCAGCUGCAGUAAUUAAAAAGAUAGGUGGAUUGGUUUGUGACUUCUAUAAACUCCCAAAUGUGGAGUUAAAUUAUGCAAAAACUGCUUGGGAGGAAGUCUACAAUGUACAUAAUCAAGUUCUUGCAGAUACUGUUGGCCUUGACUGUAGGGUUAUGGUGGGUUUACCAAAGGAAGCAGAAUCAGAGAGAACAGAUUCACACAGACACGUGUCUGUUAUUGUGGAGCUGAAUUCUACUGAAUUACUGGUUGAUAUAGUGAGGUAUCCAGGACAUUUGGUACCCUUUUCAACCAAGGCAGUAUACAUGUCUCAUGUGUAUGUCAUUGGUCAAGGUGAUUCUGGAGAAAAUGACUCAUGUGAUUCGCCUAUUGAACCCAACAGCCCUGUACAUGGUGCUGCAGAAAACACAGAUGAAGGUGACCCUAAUGCAGCAAAUGCAACAUGGGGGCGCAACAAAAAUGCACUUGCUGAACAAAGCACACCCAGUUCAAGUCCAGAGCAUUAUUUAUUUAGAGGGCAUGGAAGAUCUAUGCUUGGUGGUCAUAAAGAUUCUCCCAAAGGAUAUGGACAUGGCAUGACAGUAUCAAGGUCAGCAGGGGCAUCACCUACAGGAAGUAGAAGAAGACGAAGGAGAAGUAGUGCUACUAUGAUUCCAGAAAUUGGUGAUGACAUUGUAAGGGUUGUGAGAGCAAUGAAUGAUACUUUGAAGAGAAAUCAUCCUCCAAGGGAACUUGUUGAUGAACAUAGCACUAGUCCAGAUCAUCAGGAAAAUGCAUCUGGUUCACAUAACCAUAGGAGGCAAACGAGUUGUCCAAAAGCUAUCUCUUUACCUUCAUCUCCUCAUAAGUAUAGGACUCGUGUUCUUGGUUCUGAUAAAAAUGGAACUGAAAAAUUAGAAGGAAAUUUUGAUAUGAUCACAGCAUGGAAUAAGUUACUUGAAUCUUCCUCCAUUGGGAAUGAACCAUGGUUUCCAUAUCAUGAAUGGAAUAUUGACUUUUCUGAACUCACUGUUGGUUCACGUGUUGGCAUAGGGUUUUUUGGGGAAGUUUUCCGAGGUACUUGGAAUGGAAUAGAGGUUGCUAUUAAAGUGUUACUUGAACAGGAAGUAAGUGCUGAAAAUAUUGAAGAUUUUUGCAAUGAGAUUUCCAUAUUAAGUCGACUUCGCCACCCAAAUGUUAUAUUAUUCCUUGGUGCCUGUACAACGCCUCCUCACUUUUCAUUAAUCACUGAAUACAUGGACAUGGGGUCACUAUAUUACCUGAUUCAUGUGAGUGGGUUAAAAAAGAGAAUCAGCUGGCGAAGAAGACUCAAAAUGCUGUGUGAUAUAUGCAGGGGUCUAAUGUGUAUGCAUCGAAUGAAAAUAGUGCACCGUGAUCUGAAAAGCGCGAAUUGCUUAGUGAAUAAGCAUUGGAUAGUAAAGAUUUGUGAUUUUGGGCUGUCACGGGUACUAACAACCGCAAACAUGAGAGAUUGUUCGUCUGCAGGGACUCCAGAGUGGAUGGCACCCGAACUCAUUCGCAAUCAACCCUUUACUGAAAAAUGUGAUAUUUUCAGCCUCGGUGUCAUAAUUUGGGAGCUAUGUACUCUUCAGAGACCAUGGGAAGGUGUCCCAUCAGCCCAAGUGGUUCGUGCAGUUGGUAAUGAUGGAACACGACUUGAAAUUCCUGAAGGUCCUUUGGGAAACCUAAUAUCAGAUUGUUGGGCAGAACCAGAUCAACGACCUAACUGUGAAGAAAUUUUGUCACGCUUAAUGAGCUGUGAGAUGCUGAUUUAAUAUUUUGGAUUGUGGGUUUCAAACAUGAACAAAAUGAUUGGAUAAAGAUCUGCAAGUACAAUACUUCAAAUUUUGAUCAACAACAUUUAAACAUUUUUGCAUUACUAGCAACUGAUUUGCUUUCUUAGCAUCCAAAUGAAUAAAUGUAAGCUUAAAAGACAUUCAAAAGCCUAAACUAGAUAGAAAGUUUAUGUAAAUAUUAUCUUUAUAGUUUAAAGAGUGACUUGUGUUUGAGUUACCAAAUGCAGCUAGUCAAUUAAUUUGAAUGAUUUGGAUAUGG